UAAUGAAUAAGGUCUAUGUCUGGUUGUUUAUUUGUACAGAUGUACGCUGAAAAAUCUGAAAAGAGCCUAAUACUUUGAUAGACUUUUUACUUUCGAUGAAAAGAUGCAGGGUGCUAGACAAAAGCAGAAAGCUCAUCUCACCAUAAGGGAAGGAUUUUAUUUCAUGGAAGUCUGUGAUCAAGUGCAUGCAAUAAACAUCGUUUUGAGAGAGAAAGACAUCCCCCUUCAUGUCCUAGUUGAACCUCGAAGAAUUUCCACUCAGAGUUAUAGCGGAGAAAUCACUAUAUAUCCCUUGACUUUAGAAGUUGAUCCUUCAUCAUGCAGUGCGAUGAGAUUCAAUUCUCAAGAAGGUAUCAGUAUGCGUUUACAAGUGACAUCUUUUGAAGAUGUCCCAACUUCUUACAUUCCUAUGGGAACGCUUGUUGAACGAUUGAGUGAUGCUUUUGACAGAUUAAAUGGGCAGAACUGCUUCUGUGGAUGCAAGAUUUGUGGAAUCAAUUUUCUAAAGAAUAAUGUGAAAUUCAACCGUGUUUUGUCACUUCCAUCUGAACAUUGGGAGGACAUGUCAUCAUCGUGGACAUGUUGCAGUCAUAGUCAUGGGAAGAAGGGAAUGUGUGCUGAUACAGAAAGAUUAAAAUUGGAUGAGUAUCCCUUCAUUCCAAGAAUUGGAGAAAUAUUCGAGAAUGAUUUCUAUGUUAUUUUUUAUCCUAAAGCUGUUGUACGCAAUAAUGUGCUGCUUUACCCACCUGCAAAACACAAUAAAAAUGAUGCAAAAAAAUUCAAGUAUGAAAAGUCAAUGUUGAAAUGUGGUAGGUGCUAUUCUGUUAUUGGUGAAGCUCUUGUCGUCAAUUCCAAAUCAGUACGAACUUAUAACUUCUAUAAAAGUGCAGUUGAAUUUAAAUCGUACUAUGAGGACUUUCUGCAGCCAAUUUUCAGCUCCGCUUUUUUACUUGAACGAGUUUUGGCAAAUGAACUUUCCAAUGAAGUGAAAUCUAAUACAACAUACAAGUUCAUAUUACAAGAUGAAAUGAAGAAACCUUAUCUCAUAAUUCAAGUUCUAAAUACUGAUGCAAGGGUACGUUUUCAUCUACCUGAAUAUGAUGAACCUUGUGAUCAUAAAGGAAAUCCAUGCUGUUGUGUGGAAUAUCCUCCAAGAUAUUUAGGCGCAGAGGACUGGGAGCUAGCUAUGCCACGACAAAUGAAGUCAGACAAAGAAGCUGCCAUAAAGGAUUCAACAAGACUAUUGCAAAGAGCCUUCGUAUCUCUUCGUGCAUUUCGAUACCCAUCAGUAUUGGAGGGAUUAUUAAAAAUGAAUGAUAAAUUAGUACCUCCAGACAUUUUGUCAUUGUAUAAAUUUUCAGCAAACAAGUUGCCUUUGAGACCUACAUGUGACUCAACAUUAGAAGAUUAUGGGGUGGAAAGAGUCGUGAAAGUUUUGUAUAUGUCCGCAACAACUAAAUCUGGUGCAAAGCUUGCAAAGGAUUGGCAAAAGGAUGUCAAUGUCAGGGUGAUGACAUUUCCCUAUUCAAUUUGUAUGGAUGCUUUGCUAGUCCUUAUCACGAGUACACUUUCUAUGCCAGUACGGCGGACAGCUCCUGAAGGCUUUUUGUUUGGAAUUAUGAGAGUUGAAUGAUGACCAAGGUUACAUUUUAAAUCAAUGUUGAAUCAACGACUUUCAAGCAUAUCAUGACUGCACAAUCAUGUUUGAGAUUAAGGCUUACCAGAUGCAUGCAAAGAACUUUUACUAACAGAUACUCUGAUUUGGAAAAUGUACUGGAAUAUUUUAUAAUGAUUUCGAUUCAUUCAGAAUGAAUAUUCAUUUUGUUUAAAAAUGUUUUCAAACUUUGAUCACAGAUUUCUUAUUAGGCGAUCUGACUGAAAAGACAUUUUUUAUGUUCUCAAGCAUUCGCUGCUCGAGUAUGGUGACUUUCAUUUCUAAACUCUACUACUCAAAUACCUAUGGCAUUGGAACAACCUAUGUUCUAUCAAUUGGAUUUCAAAGUCAGCUUCCAGUGAUACUAGCUACAAAAAUGCUCUUAAAAUUGCUCUUGCUAUUUAAAGGUAUUUCAAUUUUAUAUGUAACUUCUUAUUCAAAUUUCAACCACUUGUGUCAAUGAGGAGCAUGUAAGUACUGAUGAGACUUGGUAAUUUUGAAUCCUAGAGGCGGUCUUAAAAAUAGAAUGAUACGGUAUCGUAUAUCCACACAAAGUGACUGUUCCUGUUUUUCAGUGACCCCUCGAUGCGUUAAUCUCGAACUAUUGCAAGUAUAAUACUCUCAUCUCA
Messenger RNA from Styela clava, 2283 nucleotides. Its product is annotated as E3 ubiquitin-protein ligase E3D-like. Gene Ontology annotation, biological process: protein monoubiquitination; protein polyubiquitination; protein autoubiquitination. Gene Ontology annotation, molecular function: ubiquitin conjugating enzyme binding; ubiquitin protein ligase activity; cyclin binding. Lineage: Eukaryota; Metazoa; Chordata; Ascidiacea; Stolidobranchia; Styelidae. Gene Ontology annotation, cellular component: cytosol; ubiquitin ligase complex; nucleus. The record is from RefSeq and is a predicted model, not a curated record.